Aspergillus homomorphus CBS 101889 is the source of this 1386-nucleotide messenger RNA. RefSeq names its product MFS general substrate transporter. NCBI's taxonomy places the organism in Eukaryota, Fungi, Ascomycota, Eurotiomycetes, Eurotiales, Aspergillaceae. Gene Ontology annotation, cellular component: membrane. The transcript has 3 exons. Gene Ontology annotation, molecular function: transmembrane transporter activity. Bases 1 to 1236 code for a protein of 411 amino acids. Gene Ontology annotation, biological process: transmembrane transport. The record is from RefSeq and is a predicted model, not a curated record.
AUGCCUGACAACUCCGUUGAAAGAGCUGCGGUCAACAUCAACCUCUCCCACAUUGAAGACCCCAACCAGCGCCGUCGCCUGGCCUUGUCCCAGAUAGACAACGCUCCCUUUGGCUGGCGUCAUGUGCGGGCCGUCAUAGUAGCCGGCGUGGGCUUCUUCACCGACUCCUACGACAUCUUCGCCAUCAACCUCUGUUCGAGUAUGCUGGGUGUGGUCUACUGGCAGCAAGCAGCCGAGCGUCCAGGCAAGAUCCCCUACGGCUCGGACACUGCUAUCAAGGUAUCCACCUCCGCCGGCACUGUCAUCGGACAGUUCGCUGCAGCGAUCGUGGCUUUGAUCCUGACUGUGGCCUUUAAGCUGUCGUUGGAAACAGCUGCUACGGUUGGUAAGUGCGGUGACGUCUGUCAACUGGCUGUCGACAAGAUGUGGCGCAUCGUUAUCAGUUUCGGCGCGGUGCCCGCUUGCAUUGCCCUGUACUAUCGCUUGACGAUUCCCGAAACCCCGCGCUACACUUUCGACAUUGCCAAGGACUUGGUCAAGGGUGAUGAAGAUGUGCGGGCGUAUAUUGCUGGCAAGCACGAGGGUCGUCCGGAUGAGGCUCGUGGUUCUUCCUUGACAUUGCGUUCUAUGGUCUCGGGCAUAAACAACUCGAUCAUCCUCACGGCAAUCGGAUGGAACGGCGGCAGCAACAUCUACGAGUACUUCUAUCGCAAUGCAGUCGGCAAUCUGAUUCUGAUCUGUGCCGGAGCCAUCCCCGGCUACUGGAUGACAGUUGCUACAGUCGAUUCGAUCGGUCGGAAGCCAAUCCAACUGGUCGGAUUUGUGAUCCUGACUACAGUGUUCAUCAUCAUCGGCUUCGCCUACGCAUCGCUCAAACAGUCGCAAAACGCGCUGUUGGCUUUGUACGUGGUGGCGCAGUUCUUUUUCAACUUUGGUCCCAACGCUACGACGUUCAUCGUGCCUGGUGAGUGCUUUCCAACGCGGUACCGGUCGACUUCGCACGGGAUGAGUGCUGCGGCCGGCAAGGUGGGCGCCAUCAUCGCGCAGUGCGUGUUCGGACCGCUGGCACAUCGCGGCGCGCAGGGAGGAAUCAGUUCGUCGGACACCCCGUGGCUCAACCACGUUAUGCAGAUAUUCGCUCUGUUUAUGGUGUGCGGGUUUUUGACGACCUGGUUAAUUCCAGAGACCAAGGGGCGGACUUUGGAGUAUCUGGCAGGCGAGGAUGAGAGUUCGUAAGCGGCCGUGGCGUGGUGAUGAGACUUGACAUGACAGUGAUGGGAUCAAUUGCAUUUCGUAGUGACCGGAGGACUAGUUUAUCACCUGGCAAAGAUAGCAGGCCAUAAUUAAAAGGCGUUGAGUGAAUGGACGGUGUUGUGGGAUGUCGAG